AACGACAGCGCCAUUAAAGUCCAGCCACAGCCACACGGAUGACGGAGGUUCGAGACCAGUUGUUUGAUACAAUUUUGACUCAAACAAUUUUGCAUGGACCGAACUUUUGAUUAUGAUUAAAUCCUUUGUCUAACGACGAGGCAACAUGAAACUUCAUUCAGCUCGAAAUUCCAAUUCCCAACAUCAGCAGGAGCAUUUGUGAAAUCCAUGUGCUUUUGCAAAAUAGUCACAAGUUUUGCGAUUUAUUCGUUUUGAAAUAAUAAAUUAUCGUAAUCUUAAUCUUAACACCAAUUUCUGCCGUCAUGGCUUUGUGCUUCCGGUGUGGAGAGAGCACGUCAGACUCUCCAGCUUUUCAGGACAUGGGGGGAAAUAUUUACUGCCGACUCUGCUUGAAGGAUAAGAUGGAGACCAAGGUCAACAAGCGAUUGAUGGAAGUUGCUGGACAUUCGAUAAACAGGGAAUUAUUUGAGGACCCAGUACCGGCUCUAUUAAUCUGGGAUGGAUCGAUGGCUUCCGCUGCACAUUUAUCAUUAUGUUUGGGAGCAAAGGGUGCUUCUGUUAAUCCUGCCCGAAAGCGGUUAUCAUUUCCAUUCAAAUACUUUGUGUUGUCGACAUCGGGCGAAAUUUAUCAUGUUGAUGAUGUCGCGGAUCUUCGUGCUACCUUGGAGGCCUGUAAAAAUGUGGACAGUAACGGUGAUAUUAGGAUGCGUACCUCACAACUCGAGCAAUUAAUAAAUCGCCAUGCUCCGAGAAGUGAAAAAGUAAAUUUGAAGCCGAUAUUGGAGGAUUUUAAGUCUGAGAGCUCCAAAGAAGAUUUUACUUCAAUUGCUGAAAUGAUAGCUACACAUUUCUGCGCCAAAACGAUGAGCGUGAAGAUACAACAUAUCUUAAUUCACGACACCAAGUCGUCCCUGAGCCGGAAAUUAUUCAAGAUGAUGUGCUUGGGGCGAGGCGGUCAAAUCUCUGAGGAAAUGGCCUUCACCUCAACGUGGAAUGAUUUUUUCAUCCAUCGUGUGAUCAUUGACUUUGAUGAUAAGGAACUCCAAAACUAUUUAACCACGUUUGAUGAAUACUCAGAUUUAUUGGAUCCGAAAGAUAAUAAUUUAAAUAGUGAAAAGAAAAUCGGCCCUCCGUCCCUUCAAAUUGAAGUCUCGAAUUUUAUCAACCAUUUGGAAGAAAUUCAUUGUGACACUGGCUCGGUUUUAACAAAGAUUGGUUUAAAACUGAAAGGAUCUUGUACCGUUGACAAUCUGCCACCACGGGAGACCUGUUUUCUUUGCAAGCGAAAUGUGGAGAAAGACCUGGACCCUUGUGAGAAGGGGUGGUGCUUUGGGUGCAACAAUCUUUUGCAAGACAUGAAAAAUCCACAGUUGCUGUUAAAUUUUGCCAGGAUGUCGGACGGUGGCGAAUUUCCAAAAACCUAACUUCUUUCUCACGAAUUCAAUCAUUCCAACGAUCUCGAGAAUUUGCUAAAAUAGUGGUAUAUGGAGAGAUCUACCGGCUCAUUUGCGCCCCCUCAUUUUCACCCCAGGUCCCCAGGUGAUUUGCACCACCUAAAAACUAGAACAAAGGGUUUCGGGUUUAUGAUAAGUAAUUUAUUUAUAUGUAAGUACUAAGUACUACAAAUCCUUCGGAGUUUGGGGUCAAGUCCCGUGAAUGCCCUGGAACUUAAAAUUUCAAAAAGUUUGCUGUGCAGCAUUAUAACAUGAGGACUACAGAAAAAAUUAAACAAAGUCUCGAAAAAAACGUUCACGGCCAAAAAAGCAAAGUGCAAUAAAGUUGCCAAAAAGCGUCUCGACAAAUGUCAUUAACAAUUAGCAUAAUUUGUGACGAGACAUAGGUCCAUUAAGUCGGAUUGAUGGCCAAGAAUGAAGAAACAUAAAUCCUUCGAAACAAAAACCGACAUGUCUGGUUCCUACGUACUUACAAUAGGCUUUAUAAAAAUCUUCUAACCAGGUCGAAAUACACAGGUCAUAGAGCGCGGGGAAAUGGAUAUUUACUUUCUCUCUGGGGGUUUUCACGUCAAGUUUAUAACUUACAUAACUACGUUAGGUUUGUAAAUUUACACACGUUUGAGACCUGAGUCGACUGCCUACAUAUUUAUACUUUCUUAUGUAACGGACAAUGUUUGCCGUUUUGCAAAAUUUUCCAAUCAUUUACAAGAUAUUUUUAUGCAAUAUCAACAUUUGUAUCCGUCCCAUAAAAAUAAAAUUAUGUACAUAUUGAUCAUGUAAAUACUUUAAUAUUAGUUAGAAAGCUAACAUGUCCUACGCAAGUUAUCAAAUUAUUUUGACAUGGAUAAUAAAUAUUGCGAUAUUAUA
Molecule: messenger RNA, 2321 nt
Organism: Folsomia candida
Lineage: Eukaryota; Metazoa; Arthropoda; Collembola; Entomobryomorpha; Isotomidae
Exons: 7
Coding region: 303-1424 (373 amino acids)
Biological process (GO): tRNA wobble position uridine thiolation
Cellular component (GO): cytosol
Molecular function (GO): tRNA binding; sulfurtransferase activity
Source: RefSeq, a predicted model, not a curated record